Messenger RNA from Australozyma saopauloensis, 2790 nucleotides. RefSeq names its product pheromone-regulated protein. Gene Ontology annotation, biological process: transmembrane transport. The transcript has a single exon. NCBI's taxonomy places the organism in Eukaryota, Fungi, Ascomycota, Pichiomycetes, Serinales, Metschnikowiaceae. The coding region runs from base 1 to 2790 and encodes 929 amino acids. Gene Ontology annotation, molecular function: transmembrane transporter activity. The record is from RefSeq and is a predicted model, not a curated record.
AUGAAUGAUCAAGGGCUCUCCUCUUCUGAUGACGACUCCAACUACCAAUCCCACUUCAAUGUUCCGUCGGUCAAUUUAGCGAAUCUACGCAAGAAAGAUGGGAAAAACUCCACCCGCGCAAACUUCGCGAGGGCCACCAAGAAAUUGUCGCAAGGCACCAAGACGGUGCGGUUUCCCGAUUCCGCGCAGCCCGAGUCGUUCCGUCGUUCCGUAGUGUCUUCCAUGCUGUCGGUUAAUGAACUGGACCUGGAUCCCGAGAACUACCCUGGCGCAGAGGCUCAGGGUCAGAAUCUUCCCAACUUCAGGUUGCAGAUUCCCAGUGAGCAGGACUCCGAGCAAGACUCUGACUCAGAAUACACCCCCAUUGACCCUGUGGACCAUCCGGUCAAUGCAUACAACGUAGACUCCUCUGGUGACGAGGGCCCCUUUGAGCCUUCGAGAAAGAGUUCCCGCACAUCUAGACCGGGCGAAAUCGAUCUCACUGACAUUCGCCGCUCAUCGGUGACCAACUCGUCUCGGAAGUCGGGCGAUAGCACCGAAAAUAAGGGCUUCCGAGACAUCUUCAGGAAGAUGUCUAUGGCUGAGCGCGUACAGGGCGCCGAUGCUCCUUCACGCUCGGACACGUUUUUGGGAAAGGUUCUCAACUUUGGCGGCGGGAGCACGGGCGGCUUGGCCCCUGGCGCAUCCUUGAAGAACACGGAAGUCCUUGAUGAGGAGAAAGAGUUUGCUCCUCCUGAAGAUAAUGCCAUCGAAAUGAAGCCUUUAGACUUUUCCGAUUUGAACGAAGAAGCUCAGCAUCUCAUUUCUGCACACGUUCCGAACGCUCAUCAUCACGAGCCAAAACGGUCAUUGAGUGACCGAGACUCAGACGUCAACAACAGCUCGUCUGCUUUCCUUGUUCCAAAUGAGAAGCCAACUGCUACAUCCGGUCAUGUUCCAGGUCACAACCGCACCAACACGGAAGGCUCAGGCGAGACCUUCUUCCAGCCAAAUCCAGACUUUUUGUUCGAUGAUCCCCGUGAUGAAAUUGAUCACGAUGACUUUUUCGACGACGAUGGUUUUGUGGCUCCACCUAAGCAAGUGCACGCAGGUGUUUUGUCUUCAUUACUUAAGCUUUACCAAAACGGUGGCGACAAUAGAUCAACGACCACCUUUGGUUCGUCCAUCAACGGCUCAACUUUGGCUAGCGAGAGCGCUUUUGAUAGUGAUUUGAACUUAAAGCAGGCCAAUCAUAGAGACUUUUCACUGUUGAAAGCCACACUCAAACAUGGUCAACAAAAGUUAAGUGGUGCUUGGCGAAACAAAGGCCAGCAAUCCGAUACGAACAAACAAGACGGCGAUGAAGAUCUUGGAGAUUUGGACGGUGAAGCAUCAAAUCUUCCCUCUUUCCAAAAUGCUAAACCAAAGGCACCUAAGAUGGACGCCCGCAAAAUUGGCAAACGUUUCAAGAAGCGUGAAAAUCAAAAGUUGCGCAUCACAGUUCACAUCGCAGAUAUCUUACAACGCCAACGUUUCAUCAUCAGAAUGUGCAAAGCCCUCAUGAUGUAUGGUGCACCCACCCACAGAUUGGAAGAGUAUAUGAUUAUGACAAGUAGAGUCCUCGAAAUCGAUGGUCAGUUUGUUUACUUCCCCGGAACCAUGAUCAUGGCCUUCGGUGACGCAGCUACCAGAACCUCGGAAGUGCAUUUAGUCAAAUGUGCUCAAGGUCUCAACUUAUCAAAAUUAUCGGAUACGCACAAAAUCUACAAGGAAGUCAUUCACGACUUAGCCGGUGUCGAAGAGGCAACUACAAAACUCGAAGAGCUCAUUCGCAGUAACAACAUUUACUCACCAUGGUCAUGCGUUUUCUUGUAUGGGUUGGGAUCUGCUACUGUUUGCGCUUGGGGUUUCGGUGGUGGUUGGUACGACAUUCCCGUCACAUUUGCAAUUGGUCUCAUUAUUGGAUAUUUGCAGUUCUUUUUGUCGCCAAAAUCCCACUUGUACUCCUCUGUGUUUGAGGUCGCUGCUUCCAUUGUUGUGUCUUUCAUCUCGCGAGCCUUGGGAUCAAUCCGUGGUGGAAAUAUAUUCUGUUUUGGAGCUAUUGCACAAGGUGCUUUGGCUCUUAUUUUGCCAGGUUACAUUAUUUUGUGUGGCUCGCUUGAGCUUCAAUCAAAGAAUCUCGUCGCCGGUUCUGUGCGUAUGUUCUAUGCCAUCAUUUAUUCGCUAUUCCUUGGUUUCGGAAUUACUCUCGGAGCCGCCUUAUAUGGAUGGGUUGACCAUAAUGCCACAGAUGCAGCUGUUUGUCCGGCGGGUCACAGCUUGGAUGACAAAUGGAAGAUUUUGUUUGUGCCAAUUUUUUCCAUCUGUUUGAGUCUCAUUAAUCAAGCUCGCUUACGUCAACUUCCUGUGAUGACGAUAAUUACAGCUAUUUCUUAUGUGGCCACCUUUUUUGCAGGUAAGCACUUUGCUGAUGUGACUGAGUUCACUGCAGCCAUCGGAGCGUUCAUUAUUGGUGUUUUGGGUAAUGUGUAUUCCCGUUUAGGUAGAGGAAUGGCUGUCAGUGCAAUGCUUCCAGCUAUUUUCGUACAGGUUCCGGGAGGUAUUGCCUCAAAGGGCUCCUUGUUGGCGGGUGUUGACACAGCAAACAAAAUCACCAAUUCAUCUGCGACAGGAGUCGCCACCGAUGCCAGUUCGUUGAGUUUUGGUGCUACAAUGGUGGAGGUUUCAAUUGGUAUUAGUGUCGGCUUGUGUGCCGCUGCUUUAGUUAUUUAUCCUUUCGGUAAGCAAAGGACAAGUCUUUUCACCUUAUGA